AUGCCAUAUCUUGUACUCAUUCAUUGUAAUCUCGCAGGGUCUAGUCCCGUCGCCUCCCAUCUCCGUGUCGCCCUCGUCGAGGCGCAGGACCUAUCCAAGCCUGCCACUUAUUCCCCUUCGCCGUCCGAGUACUCGAAUCGCUGCAGCUCCCUCACGCCAGCCUCGGUCGAGUUCCUCAACACCAUCGGAGCAUGGGCGCACAUUGCCCGCGAUCGCAUACAAGAGUACGGCGAGAUGCAGGUUUGGGAUGGGCUCACCGAUGCGCGUAUCGAGUUCAACUGGCCCCAUGGGUCUAGUCCUCGAGCCAUCGCCUACAUGGCGGAAAACCUGAACCUUACUUCAGCCCUCCUGAAGAGGCUCAACGAGUUGGGAGGUGUGGAUGUCUUUGACAACACAAAGGUGGACGAGAUAGUACUGGGGGAGGAGACGGACAGCUUGGACCUCAGAGAGUGGCCUGUCGUCCGUCUCUCCAACGGCAAGUCGUUGGCGGCCCGGCUGCUUGUUGGUGCCGACGGUGCAAGCAGUCCUGUCAGAACGUUUGCCGGCAUCGAGAGUCGGGGCUGGGACUACGGCAGACAUGGCGUCGUGGCGACCUUGCAGCUUGAAGGCGACGUCCAAACAGCUUUCCAGCGCUUCUUACCCACUGGCCCUAUCGCGAUGCUUCCGAUGCCCGGGAAGCAUGCUACGCUGGUUUGGUCGACUACACCGAAGAACGCAUCUCUUCUAAAGUCGCUGCCUCCGAAGGAAUUCACGGCCAUGGUCAACGCUGCCUUCCGCCUCUCCGCCGUUGACCUUGCCUACAUGCACACCCAGGCUGCUGGCCAAGACGAGGAAUACCGCUGGAGGAUGCAACACACACCGGUCGACCUUGAGGUUGUUCCCCAGACCGUCGUCGGUGUUCAAGAGGGUUCGGUGGCCUCGUUUCCCCUCAGACUUCGGCACGCUGAUACCUACAUCGGCGAGCGCAUUGCCCUCGUCGGCGAUGCCGCUCACACGAUCCACCCUCUUGCAGGCCAAGGCCUCAAUCAGGGACAGGCCGAUGUCCGAAGCUUGGUCAAGGCAGUCGAGUACUCGGUCACCCACGGACAGGAUCUCGGGACGCAGCUGUCCCUCGAGAGCUACAACAGCGAACGAUACGCCGCCAACCACGUCCUGCUUGGCGUUUGCGACAAGUUGCACAAGCUAUACGCCGUUGAGAGCGGGCCUUUAGUCCCGCUGAGGUCCAUAGGGCUGAGGGCCGUCAAUGCGCUGUCACCACUGAAGACCUUCUUGAUGAACCAAGCCUCUGGGACAGGCGCUCCGGGUUCUUGGCGGCCGACAUAG
Messenger RNA from Drechmeria coniospora, 1323 nucleotides. RefSeq names its product ubiquinone biosynthesis monooxygenase COQ6. Bases 1 to 1323 code for a protein of 440 amino acids. Gene Ontology annotation, biological process: ubiquinone biosynthetic process. The record is from RefSeq and is a predicted model, not a curated record. Gene Ontology annotation, cellular component: mitochondrion. NCBI's taxonomy places the organism in Eukaryota, Fungi, Ascomycota, Sordariomycetes, Hypocreales, Ophiocordycipitaceae. Gene Ontology annotation, molecular function: oxidoreductase activity, acting on paired donors, with incorporation or reduction of molecular oxygen, NAD(P)H as one donor, and incorporation of one atom of oxygen; 2-octaprenyl-6-methoxyphenol hydroxylase activity; FAD binding. The transcript has a single exon.